UAACUCUGGUACGCGUUAGAACCCACAGUUCGCCAGACAGAAAACCUGUUAAAAUGGUGAGACUUAACAUAGAAAUGACUUUGGAGACUCUACUGAAGGCGGCGAGAAGAAGGAGAAGGAAUGAGGAAAGGGAAUACCUUCAGGAUUUUUCUGAUACCAGCGGUAGAGAAGUUGUGGAAGUUCCCGCACAGGCUGAGCAUUCUUACGGUCAACUUACAGAAGGAGUUAUCUACUGGGUGUAUGAGAAGAUUGCGGAUUUGACCUUGAGAGUCUUGGAAGAAUUGUUUGACUUUGUGGAGGCAGCUAUUUUAAAAAUAGUUGGUGUCGCUAAAAAUGCUGUGGAGUGUUUUAUGCGAGACUUUAAAGUGCAAUGUGCCGCAUUGGAUGCAUUUGUGGAAUUUUUAACGACUCGUUUGGGAUUUCAACUGGAAAUGUAAUUAUUUCUGCGGCUCAAUAAAUUCCAUUCCAUGCUAAAUCAUGCUAAAAACUGCUUUAA
This is a messenger RNA of Drosophila sechellia, 496 nucleotides long. RefSeq lists its product as uncharacterized. The record is from RefSeq and is a predicted model, not a curated record. The coding region runs from base 54 to 437 and encodes 127 amino acids. Lineage: Eukaryota; Metazoa; Arthropoda; Insecta; Diptera; Drosophilidae. The transcript is spliced from 3 exons.